AAGGCCUUUGCGAGUACUGCCAAGAUCGUCCAGGGCUACAGCGACGCGCUGGUCAAGAGAUGGAAUGAGGAAAUAGACAUGCUCCUUGUCUACGCGGGUCUGUUUUCGGCCAUCGUCACUGCAUUUAAUGUCCAAUCGUAUCUGCUUUUGCAACCAACCCCAGACCCCACCGUCGCUGUGUUACAGCAAAUCUCGUUCCAGCUCAACAGUUUCUCCGUGAACCCUCCUUUCGUCAAUGCUACUCAACCGGCAAUCCCCCUCACAAACGUUCCGCCGCCUCCAGUCGAGUCCUGGGCGGUCGCCCUCAACAUCCUCUGGUUCUCGGCGCUCAUAUGCAGUCUCGGCUCCGCUUCUAUCGGUAUCUUAGUCAAACAGUGG
Dichomitus squalens LYAD-421 SS1 is the source of this 378-nucleotide messenger RNA. RefSeq lists its product as uncharacterized. NCBI's taxonomy places the organism in Eukaryota, Fungi, Basidiomycota, Agaricomycetes, Polyporales, Polyporaceae. The transcript is spliced from 2 exons. The record is from RefSeq and is a predicted model, not a curated record. The annotation marks the transcript as partial.